This is a messenger RNA of Dermacentor silvarum, 703 nucleotides long. Its product is annotated as lipase member M. Gene Ontology annotation, biological process: lipid metabolic process. NCBI's taxonomy places the organism in Eukaryota, Metazoa, Arthropoda, Arachnida, Ixodida, Ixodidae. Bases 250 to 660 code for a protein of 136 amino acids. The transcript has 3 exons. The record is from RefSeq and is a predicted model, not a curated record.
CCGUCUGCCCGGUUGGCUGAGUGACGCCAUUAAGUUCCCUCUCACCCAGGGUCCAUACGCAUCCAUACGUCGUGUAUAUUAUCCGAGCGCAAACUGCUGGUGUGAAGACGGAUGAUCGCUGCUGGCUCCGAGGAAUGUUUGCCCAGUUGCCAAGAGACCUUGCCCGGACUCGUGAGCUGGAAGUUGUACAGACAGCGCGCUGCAAUCGUGUAUGGCUGCAAUCCCGCUUUCCGAGAAUCCUAAUCAGAGAUGUUCCGGGCUGCUCACGCGAGGAGGUUGGUCUUUCACCGCUGCUAUGCGAAUGUCGUGCUCGUGUUUCUGGUUGGCGGCACGAUUCCCUCUUGGCGGACCGGAGGCGCCCGCGCUCGCAUGGUGCCCAAGGACGCUGACGCCGAGAAAACUAUUGAAGAGCUUAUUGAGGCUCGGGGAUACCCCGUCGAAUCCCACCCGGUGGUGACCGACGACGGCUACGUACUCGGCCUGUACAGGAUACCCCGAGGCAGAGUGGAGAUCGAAGAGGCUACAAGUACUGACUCGACCACCCCUGGCUGCGAUGGGGCCAGUAGAGCGCCCGUGCUACUCAUGCACGGGCUAUUCGGCUCGGCUACCACGUGGGUGGCCAACUACGCAGACCAGAGCCUCGGUACGGUGCACCCGUGAAGUCAUCUGCAUUUUGGAGCGGAAAACAAACCUCUUCCAAGUG